Messenger RNA from Lobosporangium transversale, 1008 nucleotides. RefSeq lists its product as hypothetical. The record is from RefSeq and is a predicted model, not a curated record. The transcript has a single exon. Bases 77 to 763 code for a protein of 228 amino acids. Lineage: Eukaryota; Fungi; Mortierellomycota; Mortierellomycetes; Mortierellales; Mortierellaceae.
CCUUUUUGCAGAAAGAAAAAAAAAAAACCUAGGAACCUUCCCAUCUCCGUCUCUCAUCCAAAACCUAUAACCAACCAUGGUCCUCAAACUCUCCUUCACCAUCGUCUUGAUCGCCACUUUGGCUCUUUUCACCUCCUACACUCCCCAAGCUGAGGCUCACUCCUGGGCUGAUUGCAUUGACUGGAAGGGUGCAAACGGAAGAAAUGACUUUAAGAACGGAAAAUGCAAUGGCUACGCCCGUCGCUUCCCCACUAGCAAGAAGUACUCAUUCGGCUCGCUCGACAGCGCCUCCCCUAACCGCCACUACGAACAGGACCAUGAUAACCCCAACAGCGCCUUGCCUUGCUCCGAUGGCAAGCAUGGUGAGGAAACCGGUGCUAACGAGACCCGUGCAAAGAACAUUAAGGAUGCCUAUGACCCCAAGAAGGGUUACGGUAAGAUGACGGUUGCCCGUGCUGGUCAGACUCUCUGUGUCCGCUGGCCCGCUAAGAAUCACUCCAAAGAGUACAAGGUCCCCAACGUUCAGAUCCACAUGGCUCGUGUCCCCAACCGCUCUGAUAUCUCUCAACGUGAGUUGAUCCGCAACACCAUCGCUAACUUGCCUUACGGAAACUGCAACUCUGGCUCCUCUGACCGUCGCCCCUGCGGUGGAUGCUUCAAGGUCCCCACCAACCGUAAGCCCGGUGUCUACCUCCUCCAGUGGCGCUGGAUGUUGAACAAGAACGAGUGGUACACCUCUUGCGCCGAUGUCCAGAUCCGUUAAAUCAUUUCUCAUCGCUCUUUUUUUACAGUCAUUCAUAAAACAGCAAAAAUAGUCUAAAAAAAAAUAUAGAUCAGCUUUUACCUCAACAUAGAGUUUAGUGAUGUAUUAGUUGUCUCUUGUCUUUUUUUAUCUUGUCAUUAUUGAAUGUUGAAAAUACCUGUAUCUUUGCAUCUUUGCUGGUCAAGACGCGCUGAUCAGCUUUCAUUAUUUUUAAAAAAAGAAAUAAAAAGAAUAUUCUCCACUCA